Messenger RNA from Pygocentrus nattereri (red-bellied piranha), 2041 nucleotides. RefSeq names its product immune-associated nucleotide-binding protein 12. Gene Ontology annotation, molecular function: GTP binding. NCBI's taxonomy places the organism in Eukaryota, Metazoa, Chordata, Actinopteri, Characiformes, Serrasalmidae. Bases 194 to 2041 code for a protein of 615 amino acids. The record is from RefSeq and is a predicted model, not a curated record. The transcript is spliced from 3 exons.
UGAAACUACUAGGACUGUUACUGAAAAUUUCAAGGGAGGACAUUAUCACUUUGGCCCUGUUCCACAUGUGUCUGGUUUAAUAGAGAAAGUUCAGCAGCUGUUGUUGGGGAAUAACAGAGAUCUUUACACAUCCCACACAUACUUCAGUGAGCAGGUUGAAGCACACAAAAGAUACAAAAAUCAAAUUUCAGAGAUGAAGGCAAGCAUUUGUACAUUAGAGAGAAAAAUCCAAAGGUAUUCAGGAGGGGCAAGACAAGGUGCUCUCAGGAUUGUGCUGCUGGGAAAGACUGGAACAGGGAAGAGCGCUACAGGAAACACCAUCUUAAGAAGGGAAGAUGUAUUCAGACAUGAUCUCUCCCAUACAUCAGUUACCACAGUGUGUCAGAAAGAAACAGCUGAAGUCAAUGGAAGGCAGAUCACUGUGAUUGACACACCAGGACUGUUUGAUACUCGGAUUGGUAAUGUAGAGAUCCAGAACGAAAUCACUAAAUGCAUCUCCAUGGCUGCUCCAGGUCCACAUGUGUUCCUGCUGGUGCUGAAAGUGGGACAAAAAUUUUCAGAGGAGGAAAAACAAGCUGUGAAAAUAAUCCAGAACAUUUUUGGAAAAGAAUCAGAGACCUACAUGAUCGUGCUGUUUACUGGAAGAGAUUUUCUUUUUAAAAAAUCCAUUGAAGAGUAUCUUGGAGAACCCGGAUCUGAUAUUAGGAGCCUCACUGAACAGUGUGGUAACAGAUACCAUGUCUUCAACAACAUGGAGACCAGAGACCAAACCCAGGUCACUGAUCUACUGGAGAAGAUUGACACCAUGGUGGCAGAGAAUGGAGGGAGCUACUACACUAAUGAGAUAUUCAGGCAGGUAGAGAAAAAAGAACAAGAAGAACGGGAGAGAAUCCUGAAGGAGAGAGUGGAUGAAAUAGAGAGAGAGAAAGAAGAACUGAAAGAUAAGUAUGAAACAGAGAUAGAGCAAAUGAGGAAAACAUUUAAGGCGGAAAUACAAAGUGAGAGAAAGAGAAGAGAGGAAGAGUUUAAUGAAAGAGAACUCAGACUUAGAAGAGAAAUGAAAGAAAAGGUGGAAGAAUACCGACUUGCUGAUGUUCAAAGAGCUGGGGAAUAUGAAAAAAGAAAAAAAGAUGAUGAGAAAAGGAUUGCAGCCAUAGAAAGUGCAAUAUUCUCGCAAAUGGAGAGACAGAGAGCAGAAUUUGAGAGGCAAAGACAUGAGGAUCAAAAAUUGAGAGAUCAGGAGGAUGAGAGAAAAGAAAAGAAAGAACAAGAGAGACAAGAGUGGAUUGAGAGACACCGAAAAGAAAAAGAAGAAUAUGAGAGUGUGAUAAAAGAGCUGAAGAGAAAAGUGCAGAAUGAUGAAAAUGCAGCUCCAGAGAUGGGACUUCCUCAGCAAGUGUUGGGGUGCCCCCUUCACAGAAGAAUUGUUCUGCUGGGGAGGAGUGGUGUAGGGAAGAGUGCUACAGGAAACACCAUCCUGGGAGAGAACAGAUUCAGAUCUGAGUACAGUUAUGACUCUGUAACAGUACAGUGUGAGAUUCAGCAUGCAGUAGUGGAAGGGAGGAAUGUUUCUGUAUUGGACACUCCAGGUAUAAAUAACACACACCUUACUGAGCUGCAACUGGUUGAAGAGUUACGGAGGGGUGCUAAUCUCUCCAGCCCAGGACCUCAUGCUUUCCUUUAUAUAUUUCAACAUUCAAAGUCCUUAGUAAAGAAUAAACAGAUUGCUGAAGAAUUUGAAAUGAUGUUUGGAGAAGAGGUGAAAAAAUACACAAUUAUUCUCUUCGUCCAAGAAGAUGAGUUAGAAAGAGGGAAUGCAUUUAAACUUUGCAGUCCUCUUAUCAGGCUGUUCGAGCAGUGUGGAAGGAGGUACCACAUUAUUAAUAAUGGCAACCAAAGUAACAGAAAACAAGUCUCUGAACUGCUGGAGAAGAUAGACAAAUUGGUGGAGCAAAACGGUGGAAGCUACUUCUCUAAGGAGAUGUUUGAGGCUGCAAUUCACUUAAAAUCUGGAAAAGUCAAUAACUGUGAAAUAAUAUAA